Messenger RNA from Saccostrea echinata, 938 nucleotides. Its product is annotated as transmembrane protein 272-like. The record is from RefSeq and is a predicted model, not a curated record. The transcript has 4 exons. The coding region runs from base 1 to 861 and encodes 286 amino acids. NCBI's taxonomy places the organism in Eukaryota, Metazoa, Mollusca, Bivalvia, Ostreida, Ostreidae.
AUGAGAAGGGGCACCAUUAUAAGGAAGCACCGAGGGAGGGGAAGGAGAACUUCUGCACCUGCCUACUCAGCAACACAUGGUCAAAUUCCUUCCCGUGCACCUCAUCGUCUGUCCGCCCCGUCUGUCGUGGAGUCCUUCAGCACUCAUCGUUACUUUGACCUACAGCAAACUAAAGCAGCCUUAUCCAGAAGAUCACUGGACGACGAAAGGACAGUGUACAAGAGUUCCAGUCGCCUUACUGCCACUUCUCAGGGUGAUUCGUCCUCCUACGGCAGUGUUCUGUCUCAGAUCCAGGAGAACACCUCAGACUGUGAGGGGAUCGUCGACUUCCUGUCAAGGACGUACCGGGUUCUGUGGAGCACAAUUCUGAGUACAGUAUUCUUAUUGAUGCUCACAGCUUUACCGAUGUCCAUGAUAGCCGUAGGAUCAACAUACCGUAAUGAAUGUCCUAUAGAGCCACGUAUUCCAAUCUACCUGUUGGUAGGUGGCAGCUUCGGUCUGAUUAAGGUCCUCCUAAUGUUGUGGAAUCAAAAGAAAAGGAACAGCGACACGUGCGAUGACGAGGAAGAUGACGCUGACACAGAAGACGCUGUCAUGCGCAGAACCACAAAAUUCACUGGAUUUAUACUGAACGUAUUUUUAUCCGUGUGGUUCGUUAUGGGAAAUAUAUGGUUUUACAAAACCUGGAAACCAAACUUUGAACAACCCCUUCAUGAGCCUAAAAACUGGUGUCACGUGAUCGUGUUUCGUUACACAUUUUAUCACUUGAUAACGUGUUAUGGUCUUAUAGGACUGGCUUUGGUCAUACUAAGCAGUUUUAUUAGCUAUUACUGUUGUAAAAAGUAUUUAUAUAUCAAAUAGCUUUUUCAGCAAAGCAUUUUGGUCUAUGUUUUGAUAUGUAUGUACGAACUUCAAGAACUGUCCUGGCCCCAAGACCA